AUGCAAGCCAUCCACAUAAAUUCAGCACCAACAGGAGAAAUCCCCUACUCCCCAACAAACCCAGCCCCAUCAACCGCCCUAACAAUCGACAAAACCCCAAUUCCAAAACCAAUAUCUCCAACCGACCUCCUAAUCAAAAUAAAAGCAACGACCAUAAUAAGAGACAUGCUCACCUGGCCUGAAUAUUAUCAUCGCGAAUAUACAAUCCCCGGCCACGAUUUCUCGGGCACAGUGGCAGCCGUUUUCGAAGGUGACAGCGGUACACCGCACAAUUUCAAAAUCGGAGACGAAGUCUUCGGCAUGGCAAAUGCAAAUCGCGGUUCCACAUGGGCUGAAUACGCCAUCGUGUCUUUGGAUGAAGUUGCGCAUAAGCCCCGCGCAUUGGGGUGGGAGGGGGCCGCUGCUUUGCCGCUUAGUGCGCAGACUGCUUAUGAGGCGCUCUUUGAGCAUGCGGGGAUUGCCUCGCCAGUGCAUGCAUCGGGGGACGGUGAUGCGAAGCAAACAGAUGCUUCUUCUAAGCGUGUGUUGAUUACCGGUGCUUCCGGUGGAGUGGGAAUCUAUCUGGUACAGCUUGCUGCUAGUGCCGGUGUGCAUGUCGUUGCGGCUAGUAGCUCCAAUGUGCGGAAUGGGGAGUUUUUGCAUAAGCUGGGAGCUGAUGAGGUUGUUGAAUAUGGGGAUAUCGAGAGGGAGAAUGGUGUGUUUGAUGUGAUCAUUGAUUGCGUGGGUGGCGAGGUGCUUUCGAAGUGCUGGGGCUUUAUUAAAGAGGAUGGUGUUUUGAUUUCGGUUGAUUCUGCGAGCUUUGACUUUGUUGCCGAGCAUAAAAGGCGUGGAUUAUCUGUUGGGAAGGAGAUUGUGAAGGCGUUGUUCUUUAUUGUUGAGGGGAGCAGGGAGGUUUUGAGUGCUUUGUCUGCUUUGGCUGAUUCUGGUGAUUUGCGCUCUUUCGUUGCUGCUGCUUUUCCCAUUGAGUCAGUGCGGGAGGCUUAUGAUUUUGCCAAUGGGAGGUUUUAUGGUCGGGGGAAAGUGGUGCUUACUAUUGGAAUUUGA
This is a messenger RNA of Penicillium antarcticum, 1044 nucleotides long. RefSeq names its product NADP-dependent oxidoreductase. The record is from RefSeq and is a predicted model, not a curated record. Lineage: Eukaryota; Fungi; Ascomycota; Eurotiomycetes; Eurotiales; Aspergillaceae. The coding region runs from base 1 to 1044 and encodes 347 amino acids. The transcript has a single exon. Gene Ontology annotation, molecular function: oxidoreductase activity.